AUGUUUCUCGUACCACUAAGAUUUGUGAUAUUAAUAUUAUUAGUUAUAAACAUUAUAACCGGGCAAAUUUUUCCAAGCGAUGUACAGAUCAGACAUAGAAGAGCUAGACUAGUGCGAAAUCGGAGACAUGGUAACCAUUAUUUAAAAAUUCAAAAGUUUUCUUCAGAUUUUGAGGAUGUAGCUAAAUUUGUUACUGAAUCUUCCGAUGUUAUUUAUGAUAAUUCUACAUUAACAAUUACUAAUGAGCAGAUUAUUAUUAAACUAUCGUCUGAAAGUCCAGAUGUUCAUAAACUCUCCAAAGAAGCGAACCAAACAAAGUUAGAUGUAAAUGUAAAUAUAAAAGUAAACUCAAACUCUCCUGUGCAUUCCAAUAACAGUUGGCAACAUAUUGACAAAACAGUGCUAUACAUGGGAGAAAAGCGAAUAUUUAAUCGAGCUGAUAAUGACGAGAAUGAUACUGUUUCUGAUAUGUAUUCAAAUAACGAUAUGAACUCCUCCAGAGAUUACAGUUCCGGGGAAAAAUCGUCCAGGAGGGCUGAAGUCGGUCGCGGUCAAGCUGAUAUUGUCACCCGUUUUUUACGAAUUGUAGAAUCUCAGCACCUCCUUGGAGAAAACUGCACCGCGGGCACUGACUUGAAUUUGGGUGAGGGGGUCGUGGAUAGAUAUGCUCAAGAAAGAUUUCGCGUCGAGGCAGAUAUAUGUGUUAAUAGGGCAAAUAUGUUAACGAGAAUUUGGAAAUACGCUGACCAGAAAGUUCUUAUGUCCGAGGAUUUACUCUAUUCAAUGGUUUAUUCCCUAGUCGAGUUUAACGAUGUAAUAUUCGCUGCAGGCAACUGUUACGCAGAACAUCAGUAUAAAGAUCAGUUGCUUUUUUGUCCUUACGCUUAUCGCCUGCCGGAGGGAAACAUCCUGGUAAAGGAUCUAUCAGUCGAAUACGAUUAUCUGGGCAACACAUCAGAAUGGUUCUACAUCGCCAGAAAAAAUGCCGAGAAAGUCAUCAAAGAAAACGAGCACUACACUCAUGGAUACAAAGCUCACAGACAUAACAACACAGCAAUGGGAAAUCGAAUUCCUCAAGAAAUCCUCUCAGUGCGAUAUGAAGACGGGAAAUGGUCUAAGCCGUAUUACGACUGUGGUGGGGGCAACAUCUGGAUGUUAACGUACACCGUACCCUUCUUUGGAUAUGUCAACAGCACCUACAUAUUCAAAGGAACAAGCGGUAUAGACAUCGAUCUAAGACGAGUAGACAUUGAUCAGUGUCCUCUUCCAAAGGGAGGUACACAGCUAAAUAUCUUUGCCGCAUCAGAUAAAUGCAAGAGAAGAACCACCAUGUGUGUCCCAAUUCCAGGAUUAGGAUUCCGGCGGGGAAGCUACAAGUGCGUGUGCAGACCUGGAUUCUAUUUUCCAGACAUAAAGGCCGAAAGGCGGUAUUACAACGGGACUGUCCUGGAGGAGGAGUACGAGAAGCGUAUGCUGGGCGAAGACAACCAAUACGAUAAAGAAGGGAUGUUCGAGUGCCUGACUUGUCCAGAAGGAUGUGAAUCGUGUGAGGAUGAACGACCCUGUGUGGUUACUCUAAACUGGGUUAUGCGGACAGUUAUUUUGAUUCUCUCAUGCGUUAUAAUAUGCUGUUUGCCCAUUGUUGUCUUUUUCACUUGGAAAUACGGAAAUGGAAAGGUUGUUCGUGCUGCAAGUCCUGUUUUACUCCGAGUGAUAGCACUGGGCGCCUUCUUCAUCUACAGUACUAUGAUUGUAAUGUACCCGAAACCGACAGUAUACACAUGUACCGCACGAGUGUGGCUUCGCGAAAUUGGUUUCUCCCUCACCUAUGGGGCUCUAAUGCUGAAAACUUGGAGAAUAUCCGUUAUAUUCCGAGUUCGUUCAGCUAAGGCUGUUAAGAUCACGGAUACGAAUCUGCUGAAGAGGCUGGGCGUAAUACUGACAAUUUUUACCGCUUUCCUGAUAAUUCGCACCCUGGUUGCGCCCCCUGUCGUCAUCGUAGGAAGGACCGCCGAUGAUCUGAAGGCCUAUCUCUGUAGGACGGAUUGGUGGGAUCACUUGUUCUCGACAUUGGAAGUCCUCUUUUUGGUUUGGGGAAUCAGACUGUGCAUUGUUGUGAGAAAAGCGCCAUCCGAGUUCAAUGAAAGCCGAUUUAUCUCCAUGGCAAUUUACAACGAGUUCUUAUUAUCAGUGUUUCUUAAUAUAUCAAUGUUGUUCUUGCAGAAACCCGCUAAUCCUGAUUUAAUGUACAUUAUAUUCUUCUGUCACACCCAGCUGACAGUAACUCUGCUUCUGUGUCUAAUAUUUGGGAGUAAAGUAUUCAUGGUGUUCAAAAAUAAAGGUCGAACUGACGAGAGCUCCAUGGUGUCAAAAAUACCAUCCUCGAAAUUUAUCACGAAAAGUCGCUCUGAUAAUCCGCAAUACAGCACCAACUCUUCGACUGGAGGAGGACCAGAUUUUACCUACUCUAAAUACAAUGAACAAGACGUCCAAGAGGAGUUUCUCAGACUUUAUACUCAACUUGAAAUACUACGUGAAAGGAAUAUGAGAAUGGGAAACAGACACUUGGCUUCAAAAAUAAUAGCAAUGCAAGAUGCAGCUAGAUCGCAUGAUAGUUCGGGUCAGAAUCCCAUUAAUUCCAGUACUAGUCUUGCUGCUAUUGCCGAUACCACCAUAGAAGACGUAUCGCCAAUAAAAAUAAAAAGACAGAGUGUAUCUUUCGCCGUAGAAACAAAACCGAAUGUCAAUGGAGAUACUCCAGUUGUAAAAGGCGAGAAAGAUGAUGAAGUUGUGACUACGACAACUGAAGAAAUUAUUGCAACAAGUUCAACAUAUCCCACUGCAUCACCUGAAACGAAACAGAAAGAAGCAAAAAAUUCUGGAUCUGACAGUAAUGGUCGCUAUCUUAUGUCUGGUCAUGCAAGAACCCAUUCUAUUGUUAUUAAUUUAGACGAUAAGAGCCGUUUCACUGAUGAAAUAACUGUUUAA
This is a messenger RNA of Diabrotica balteata, 2988 nucleotides long. Lineage: Eukaryota; Metazoa; Arthropoda; Insecta; Coleoptera; Chrysomelidae. The record is from the annotation of a GenBank genome assembly.